AUGGAUUCAAAUUCCACUUCAUCACCCACUUCAAUUUUGGCAAACUACCAAAAUUGCGACUCAGUGCUACGUGUAUACAUAACUCUGGUUUAUGAAGCACAUGAUGGUAGAAUAUGGUCAUUAGCUGUUUGUCCAAAUGAAUCCGGUUUCUACACUGGUGGUGAAGAUGAAACAUUGUGUUAUUUUGAAGAUAUUACAGAAAUAUUACUGAAAGAAGCAUCACAACAGCAAGAGGAAUAUAUUCAAACACAACAAGAACUGGAUAAUCUUGUACAUAAACAAAUGUACGCUGAUGCAGUUUAUUUGGCGGUUAAAUUAGAUCAACCCAAACGAACAUUGGAUAUAUUACAAGAACUAUUAACUCAAGAUCUUGUCAAACAAACUUGCAAUAAUAAUCAAACUGUUAAAUAUCCAACACAAGCUAUAAACUUAUUAUCCGUCCUUGAUGAUUUCGUCAAUAAAAGUACUAGUGAAAAUGUUAACAAUUCAUUGAAUCUAAGUCAACGUCUAUUAUCUUAUGCAAUUAAUUGGAAUACAAGAACUAGAACAUCAAUGAUCAGUCAAUUUAUAUUGAAUUGGAUUCUAACACGUUGGACACCGGAAGAAUUAUUGGAAUGGCCGAAUUUCAAUCAAUCAAUACAAUAUCUUCUUCCGUAUACAUCUCGACAUUAUCAACGUAUAUGUAGAUUAGAAGAACAGCUGGCAAUUUUAAACUAUAUUUCUGAGUUGACUGAUGAACAUUUAAUUCCUACGGAUACUAUUGAUGAACCAAUGGAAUUGGAUAAUAAUGUGUCGAUGCAUUCAACUCAAGAUACUAAUUAA
Molecule: messenger RNA, 822 nt
Organism: Schistosoma turkestanicum
Lineage: Eukaryota; Metazoa; Platyhelminthes; Trematoda; Strigeidida; Schistosomatidae
Source: the annotation of a GenBank genome assembly